This is a messenger RNA of Metarhizium brunneum ARSEF 3297, 3414 nucleotides long. The record is from RefSeq and is a predicted model, not a curated record. NCBI's taxonomy places the organism in Eukaryota, Fungi, Ascomycota, Sordariomycetes, Hypocreales, Clavicipitaceae.
AUGGAGCCACUGAACAAUAAACUCCAUCAAUUUCGACGAUCUUUGUCUAGACGCAGAACCGGAGAGACCAUUGGCUUGCAGGUACUUUGCGAUCCUGAAGAUGCCAAGAUAGACAUCGUUGCCGUUCACGGCCUUGGAGGACAGGGCUUCAGCUCAUGGGUUACCUCGGACUCCAAAGGCGGCAAGCCCAAACCCUGGCUGAAGGAACUUCUCGGCGCAGAUAUACCCAAUGCCCGUAUCAUGACGUAUGGCUACAUCUCCGAUGGCAGGAGCUACGGCUUCCUCGUUGGCGACCUCGUCCAUGGCUGGGCGGUCAAACUGGCCAACCAGCUUGCGCGUAAGCGCCAGGGGGAUAAGGCGAGCCGCCGGCCUCUAUUCUUCAUCGCACACAGCCUGGGCGGGUGGAUUGUGAAGCGGGCGCUGAUUCAUUCGAGCGAGGCUGCAGACAUGCAGCUGAGGGACAUUGAACUCUCUACCUGCGGCGUCGCCUUCCUUGGAACCUUGUCUCCUCGGCGGCCGUCCUCGCCUUUGCCGCUGGUACAGGUUAUUAGGAGGACCACAUCGAAUCUGACCGACUUGGACACGUCACGGGCCGACACGGAGUGCUUGCCACAGCAACGUCUGGCUGACAAUAUUGAGUGGCUCAAUUACGAGAUGGAAGCCUUCAAAGCCAUUGCUGACAAUCUGCUUAGGUUGUCGUUCUACGAGACUGAGAAGACGCAGGACGGCUUUGUUGUUGAGCAACGGUUUUCCAUGGCCGGCUCGGAUGGGGUGCAGAUUGGGCUCAAGGCCACCCAUUCGGACCUGGUCAGGUUCCAUGGCCGGGAUGACAACUAUCAGGUCUUUAUUAACAACUUCCGUGACAUGGUGGAUAAGAGCGCAACCUCUGGGUUGCUUAAAUCAAAGCAGAGGGCUUUUGAUGCUACUGCAGUGCACCGCCUCGAAUAUCCCGCACAAGGGUACUCAAUCCCGUACCGACUUCCUGGCGAACCAAAUACUGUGAUCCCUCGCCAGGAUCUUCUUGACCGUCUGGACCACAUGCUGAGCUCCGAUGUGAAUCCAAUGAAUCUGAAGCUCGGAAUAGUCAACCUUUGGGGCUUGGCAGGUACCGGUAAAUCUGCCCUGGCUAGACAUUACGCGGAAAUCAACUGCGAUAAGCUAUCCUUCGUCUUUUGGUUCAGGUCGGAGAGCUGGGAAACUGUCGCAGCCAGCUAUCUUGAGUUUGCAAACACAAUUGUUGAGCACUACGCCAAAGAGAUACCCAGAAGUCAAGUUGAAGAUGAUUUAGGAUUUGCUGGUGUCGAGGAUAUGUUGAAGGUGAAAAGCAUCAUGCAACUAGACAAAUCUCGCGUCAAAUCAGUUGUGGAUUCCGUCAAAGAUUGGCUGCUUCGCCCAGAAAACACCGGAUGGCUGCUCGUUUUCGACAACGUGGGGCCUUCACACGAUGUUUUUGAUUUUAUCCCUGUUACGUUGUCUGGGAAAAUUAUAUUGACAUCUCGGUACAAAAACUGUUGCGACUGGAGCACUGAAUUGCAAGUUGGCGCCAUGGAAGAAGAGGAAGCCGUGCGUCUAUUGGAUGCCAUUGUUGGGAACAAUGCGGCGCAGGAUCCUGCUGAAGCGCUCACGGUCGUUGAGCAGCUUUCGUACCACCCUCAAAGUAUAGCCACGGCGGCGGCUACCAUACGAAAUAAAGGCAUGAGCAUCUUGGAGUACCAUGCCAUGCUUCAGGCAUCAACGUCCAUGACUCUGCUUGGAUCGUCCCUUCACCAGUCUCCUUUGACAAAGACAGUCUUGCAGAUCAGCGCCAUGCUCUCCACGUCUGUGAUACCCGUGGCUCUGUUUAGCGCCACGUCGCAGUUAGAUGAAGCCCCCGAGCGACUAAGACCUAUUCUUGGAGAAAUAAGAGCCUUCCAAGACUCUGGCCAGCUGGAUGAUGUACUACAAUACCUACUGGACCAAAACUUCAUUAAAACGCCGAGUUCCCCUUCCGAUACAGCCUCGUCGCUGGUCCCUUCAUCUCCCUCUUCUCUGUCUUCUUCACAAACAUCGGCAUAUUUCGAUGCUUUUGUCGUUGACCCAGAAGCACGAGAAUACGUUCGCGGGAUGCUCUCAGACGAAGAAAAAGUUGACAACGCCUGGAUGGCGUGUAACGUUUGUGUCGAUGGAAUCAAGAAUAAGGCCGCGCAGUCAACCACAGUACAGGAAAUCCACGACUUUGGCAGAAUUAUGGGACCUCACGCGAAGACAUGUUUUGAUGACUGGGCUGACGUGCUGCAGGCGUCAUCAGAUGAGGUUGAUGUCGCCUGGCAUGUUCUCGGUCAAGUGUGCAUGACACAAGGCGAUAUUGACCAAGCUAUCGGGUGCUUCGCAUCAUCUCUACGACGGCAGCCUAAUCGAAUGGAUGCCGAAGAACGCAUACAGGUCGCCUUGUGCCUAUCGUCUCUGUUGCAGGAGACGGGGCGGCAUACAAGGAGCAGUGAGGUACUCGCAGGCAUUGACAUUGCCUCGGCCGACCAAGAUUUAGGAUUCAAAGUUGCACUGGCACGUGCAUCUGCCACUGCUGCUUUGGGCGAACUAGAAGACGCAAAACACCAGUACCAAACGCUUGAGCUUGAGCAAGAGGAGGCCCUUGGCCCACUUGAUGUCACCACCGUGAGCACCAUUCAAAAACUAGCGGCAAACUUCGAACAAAGGGGCAAACACGACGUGGCAAAGGCUCUGUACAGUCGAGUGUACAUUUCAUAUCAAAAUAUAUACGGCCAUGGCGACCGCAUGACUCUCGACGCGCUUGACGAUCUGGCCAACAGCCUUAUGGAAAGCAAGGCCAUUGACGAGGCCGAAAACCUAUACAAACAAUCAAUCGAUAUCCAGACACGUGCUCUUGGGCCACAUCAUCCCCAGACGGCGUAUGCUAUACGGAAACUCGGGCUGAUUGACUAUCUUCGCGGUCGCUACGCCGACGCCAAAGUCAAGUACCAACAGGCACUCGACAUUAUCGCUCCUACCCUUGGUAAGGGACAUCCUUCCUAUACCGCCACACUGGAAGACAUGGCAAUCUCGUGCCGUCGCCACGGAAACUCCCUCGCUCAGAGUCUGCCACCUCGACCUGCUACCUCCCGCACAACAUCCAUCCUGAAGCGCAAAAAGACCAAAUCCAUCAAAAUGAAGGAGGACGCCAUAGCGAGAGAAGUCAGCUGUCGACAAGCCUUUGAAGAAGCGGAAAAGUUAUACCUGGAUGUUUUGACCAUUAAAAAGUCUGCUAGACAAAUGUAUUCGGAAGAUAAGAUUGAUUCUACGUGGAGGAAGUUGGAAGACAUGUAUGAGUACGAGACAUUCUUUGACGAAAACAGUAAGGAGCGGUUAGAAAAGCUGGAAGCCCUAUCGAGAGAGUGUCGUAGAAGGGGGACGGUAUGA